Molecule: messenger RNA, 1224 nt
Organism: Anguilla anguilla (European eel)
Lineage: Eukaryota; Metazoa; Chordata; Actinopteri; Anguilliformes; Anguillidae
Product: histone H2A-like
Exons: 1
Cellular component (GO): nucleosome
Molecular function (GO): DNA binding; structural constituent of chromatin; protein heterodimerization activity
Source: RefSeq, a predicted model, not a curated record
AAAAAAAAAAGCAAGACUGGCGGUAAGGCGAGAGCGAAAGCAAAGACUCGUUCAUCUAGGGCGGGACUGCAGUUUCCAGUAGGUCGCGUUCACCGAUUGCUACGUAAAGGAAACUAUGCUGAGCGUGUUGGUGCUGGCGCUCCAGUAUACUUAGCUGCCGUGCUGGAGUAUCUAACUGCUGAGAUUUUGGAGCUGGCUGGUAAUGCGGCCCGCGACAACAAGAAAACUCGCAUCAUUCCCAGACAUUUGCAGCUGGCAGUGCGUAAUGACGAAGAGCUGAACAAACUGCUUGGAGGCGUUACUAUCGCCCAGGGCGGAGUACUGCCCAACAUCCAAGCUGUUCUGCUCCCCAAGAAAACCGAAAAAGCAGUGAAGGCAAAGUAAUUUCUGUUGCUUUCACGAGGACCAUUCUCCCAAAGGCUCUUUUAAGAGCCACUAAAUCUGUAUCAAAUACGCAAAACUACCAUUACAACCAAUUCGACUUCAUGAUACUUUGUCUUGUUGUAUUGCCCAGUGCCGAUACUUCAUUCAUGUGGGGCCUGGGAACCAUCGUACCUCGGCUGUUGCAAUCGCACGUGUGGCCGGUAAACCAUAUGACAAAACUGAAAAUGUGAUGCUGUCCAAACCACAAAGUAUCUUAUGAGCCACUUAAAAUGUGUCUGAGCAAAUCUCUCCAGGUUAUAAUUGCGUGUCUGUGUGAUUUGUGUUUAGGGGAGAAUAUGUCACGCUCCAGUGUAGUUCAUGGAAUGACUGGUUAUUCUCUCCUAUCGGUGAGCGUGUAGGUGUCUCGAAAAUUGUAUUUUUUGUUGCGUGGAUUCACUUUAUGUACCCGACUGAAUUAAAAGCAACUCUCCAGUCCCUCGUCAGAAAUGAAAUGACGGUUCAACCUGAUUGGAAUAUGCCAGGAAUAAACUUGGAUGGAUACAAACUUGAUGGAUACAAUCAACCAUUUCCCUUAUGAGCGAAAGGAAUAUCUAUAGUUAUUUUAGCAACCACCUACAAUAUUCUUGUUAUGGACAUUUUUUACUUCCACCCAGUUUAGUAUUUCCGUGGUCUGAAAUACACGCAUUUGUGGCAGCCAGUAAAUCAGUAGGAAUAUUCGAUGCAUUUCAGUCAUUCUUUGAAGUGGUAGUGAAAAAAGGCCCAAUGGACACCUUUGAAUUUGUAAUUUACUUUAGUGAUAAUGUGAAUUUUGUAACAUUUAAUUUCCUCCAAUAAUUGUCU